AGAAUUUGUUACACAUGUUUUCAUGAUCAACAUCUGAUUUCGAAUUCGAUUAUUGUUUUUUUUGAAUUUUUAGACAUUUUUUUUUUUGGUCAAAAAUUUCAAAUAAAUCAAAUACAAUGCCCGCAUAUGAAUUAGUUUUGUUGAUCAAAAAACUACAAAAACCUGAACUAGCAUCAUGUAUGAAACGUGCAGCCAAUUUUAUUUUCGAUAAUAAUGGUAUUUUACGAAAAAUGGAAUAUUUUGGCCUACAGCCAUUACAUUUUCGUCUAUCCUCAUCGAUACCGAAUGCUAAACGUUUUAAUCAGGCCAAUUUCCUUUUAUAUCAUCUGGAUCUACCACAGGAAUCGAUGAAAAAAGUAUUCGAAGAUUGUCGUUAUGAUACGGAUAUAAUACGUGCAUAUUUUGUGAAAAAAGAAUCCAAUCUACCCGAUGGUUACCAUUGUACAUUGAAUGAUGAAUUAAAACCACCAGCAUUACGACCAUCGGUAAUGUCAUUAAUUGAAGAGGGAAGAAAAAAGAAAGUCGAUUAUAAUAUGGGUGAUUCGAAAAAUGUUCGACAAAUUUUGUAAAAAACAUUUUUUUUUUAAUUGUCUUCGAAACAAAAUACUUGUACUUUCACACAUCGUAGUCAUUUGUCAUUUGAAAUAAAUACAA
Messenger RNA from Dermatophagoides farinae (American house dust mite), 654 nucleotides. RefSeq names its product mitochondrial ribosomal protein S6 (gene mRpS6). The record is from RefSeq and is a predicted model, not a curated record. Gene Ontology annotation, cellular component: ribosome; mitochondrial small ribosomal subunit. Gene Ontology annotation, molecular function: structural constituent of ribosome; small ribosomal subunit rRNA binding. Lineage: Eukaryota; Metazoa; Arthropoda; Arachnida; Sarcoptiformes; Pyroglyphidae. Gene Ontology annotation, biological process: translation.